This is a messenger RNA of Ostrea edulis (European flat oyster), 2049 nucleotides long. RefSeq lists its product as uncharacterized. NCBI's taxonomy places the organism in Eukaryota, Metazoa, Mollusca, Bivalvia, Ostreida, Ostreidae. The record is from RefSeq and is a predicted model, not a curated record. Bases 1 to 1866 code for a protein of 621 amino acids. The transcript is spliced from 2 exons.
AUGUUAGCGGUAUUAUUAUUGAGUGGAUUUUUUCGUGGUAUCCUAUCGCAGACAUCUUCUCAUGAUCCCAGUGCGUUAUCAUCAAGUCAUGGCUCACUGCACACCCUCCCAGACAAUCUCGCAAACUUCAGGAACUUCUUGCCAAUAAAUGUGUUUCAAAAUCCUCUAAAACAACCUGGUGUUCCAUUGUCGGUAGCGAUACGGCAAAUUAGUCCAAUCAAAUUUACUCCGAAUUUUGACAACUCUGAAAACUUUUUGCCAAAUAUCCCACGUCAGGACCUCUUUCCUCCUUCCAGUGUUGAACAAAACCUGAUCAUAGCAAACCACCCAAACAGUUUUGGAAUAACGGUGAACAACGAGCACUCCGACUGGCAAGCUAGGACUAAUCAUCAUAACAGAGUAAUUGCACCUACUGCCUUAUCUAGAGAGAGGGAUCUCCCGCCAUGGAUAGCGGAUUCCGUUUCAGAUAGAUUCAAUAAUCCAUUUUUGACUAGAUUCCAUGGUUUACAAAGACAUCGCACAACUGGGUCUCCAGUAGAAAACGCCAAUUUCAAGCCUUUCAUCUCAGAGUUGGAGCCGAAAUCAGAAGAUAUAAGUGAUCCUUUCAAAACUGAUCAUCAUAGACCAGGUGACCCCGAGAAACGCACAGAAUCGGCAUAUUCUCCGGUAAAUCCGGCUGAGGAAACCACUACUUUGUAUCCAAAGUUUGGGGACUUUGGUCCCGAAAGUAACAAAUAUGUACCAGGUAUUGAUCUUUCAUUCAGUGGAAGCAUUUAUGUCGGAUCGGAUGAUAUAAAUACGAUAUUAGAUACCAUGUUCCAAAAACUAGGAUCAAAAUGGCCUUGCUCUCUCAAGCUAUAUCCGGUAUAUAAAAUAAUUAUGAAAAAUUUGAUUAAAAAAGUCCUACAUGGUUACAUUUCUUCUGAAGAACAAGGAGAGCUUUUCGUCAUGUUAUGGAGAGAUCUGAAGAUAUGUAGACACCUAAGGAUGUCGGAAACGAACAAACUCGUAAAAACACUUCAAACGUUUGAUAAAAUUGAGUCGAGAGACAGCUUCAGUAAAUCAGGAAAAGCUCAAUCAUUUAGGAAUUUAAAAGGGAAGAAGGAAUACGUACAAAAGGUUUUAAGCAAACGAUACAAAUUUUAUGAAGUAUUGAAAAGAGAAUAUAGAAGAAGCAAAAGCAAAUCUCUAAAAGCGCCCAGCUUUCAAGCGUACCCCAAACCUGGAAAGACAAGUUCUCAGAAGUACUUAAAAAAUGGAGGAGUAGGUUCUCAAAUGAAUUCCAAAAGUUCUCCAGAGUACUCCAAACGUGGAGAGUCAAUUUCUCAACAGAACUCGAAAGGUUCUCAUGAAUACUUCAAAAGUGCAGAGUCAAGUUCUCAAGGAUACUCCAAAAAUGGAGGGUCAAGUUCUCAAAAGAAUUCUAAGAGUUCUCAGGAAUACUCCAAAAGUGCAGAGUCAAGUUCUCAAGGAUACUCCAAAAAUGGAGGAUCAAGUUCUCAAAAGAAUUCUAAGAGUUCUCAGGAAUACUCCAAAAGUGCAGAGUCAAGUUCUCAAGGAUACUCCAAAAAUGGAGGGUCAAGUUCUCAAAAGAAUUCUAAGAGUUCUCAGGAAUACUCCAAAAGUGGAGGGUCAAGUUCACAAAAGAACUCGAUAAGUUCUCAAGAGUACUCCAAAAGUGGAGGGUCAAGUUCACAAAAGAACUCGAUAAGUUCUCAAGAGGACUCCAAAAGUUCUCCUGAGUACUCGAAAAGUGUAGAGUCAAAUUCCCAAGAACAGUUCUAUCAAAAUGAAAGUUCGCAAGAGUACUCCAAACAGAGCACGUCAGAAAAUCAUUCCAGCGAAUCCUCAGAAACAAGUGAUUGAUUUCUAUGCUGAAAUCAGACUACUUAAAAUUUGUUAUGAACAGUGAGUAUAAUGGUGAAAUGUCUUUUUUGUCGUGAAUCUAUUAAUAUGUACCUUGUAAGAUUUUGAACUGUUGAAGUGUUCUUAGAAUUUCUAUAUUGUCUUAUUUCAUAAUAUGAUAUUUAUGCAUUUACCAAUGUUUUG